Nematostella vectensis (starlet sea anemone) is the source of this 1728-nucleotide messenger RNA. RefSeq names its product vesicular inhibitory amino acid transporter. NCBI's taxonomy places the organism in Eukaryota, Metazoa, Cnidaria, Anthozoa, Actiniaria, Edwardsiidae. The record is from RefSeq and is a predicted model, not a curated record. Gene Ontology annotation, biological process: amino acid transmembrane transport. Gene Ontology annotation, molecular function: amino acid transmembrane transporter activity. Bases 208 to 1518 code for a protein of 436 amino acids. Gene Ontology annotation, cellular component: vacuolar membrane. The transcript has 2 exons.
CCGUAAGCACAGGCAACCCAACGAAAGGAAAGCGGCCGCAAAGGAUGCCGGUUCUGGGCAUGCGCUGUACCUUUCUAACACCUUUUCAAAAUACGCCUGCUAAAGUAAAACUAACGCAAGAAGGUUCCUCUAAUUAACCACGCAAAAUUAAACUCUUUUAGCAAGCCAAUGCAAUGGCAAAGUCUUUAAUAUUAAAGGCACUUAAAAAUGACAUACAUUGAGUCUACAAAAGCGAAAAUAAACAGGGGAUAUACGGCGGUACCCGGCGAUGGAAAAGAGAAAGCAAUUCAUUCUAAUGAAGCCAGACAAGAGAGGGAUGUCAACGAUGGUACAACCAGCACGUGGAGAGCGACACUGAACACCAUCAACUACAUGGAAGGUUCGGGGUUCGUGGCCUUACCGUACGCAGUAGCACGAGGGGGACUCGCCGGAGCUCUGGGGUUUAUACUCGUCCCGAUCAUAUUUACGUACACGGCUCAUAUCAUGGUGGAUUGUUUGUACGAAGGAGGGAGAUACACUGAAAAGAAAAGAGUGCGUUCAAGUUAUGAAGAGAUCGCAACGGCCGUAUGGCCUCCAGCAGGAUACAUGCUCAAUACAUUAUUUGUUUUCUCAUUUUUUGACCAUUUGACAUCUUAUAACUUAGUGUCUAGCUCACUUCUGGCAGGCUUGCAGACUCCUGGUGUGGAUAUAAGUCAGAGGUAUUGGUCCAUCAUUAUCGGAGCGGUUGUUUUACCCACGUUAUUUAUUAAGACGUUUCGGUCGAUAGCGUGGCUAAGCCUUCUCGCGACGGCUGCCCUGUUGUUGGCGCUUCUUACGGUCAUCGUUUACGAUUUCCACAAUUACAAGUCUUGGGAUUUCAACUCAUUGCUAUUUUGGGAUUUGCAGGGUUUUCUUCUUGCGAUCAACAUUUCGGCAUUCUCCAAUGGCAUACAUGCGAGUGUUAUAAGUUUUGAGAAAAGUAUGUUACACAAAUCCCAGUUUUCUCUGGCCUUAGCUAUUUCUUAUACUUCAACGUGUAUUAUAAAAACCGCGUUUGCCGUCUUAGGUUUUCUCGCAUUCAAAGCCAACACCAGCGAAGUAGUCAUCUUGAAUAUCCCCCAGGGUACCAUGCGAACCGUGGUCAUCAUCACAACUGUCGUCAGUACCAUGUCAGGAUACCCUUUGGUAGUUCAAUUGCUAAUAAGCAUUAUAGAAAAGAGGAAAAUUGGAGAAUUUCUUAGUGCCCGGCUUUCGCCUUUAGCUUUUUUUGUGAUUUCACGUGUUGCUAUCGUAGUUAUAACAACUUUAGCCGCAAUAUGCAUUCCCCACUUUGCGCUUUGGACAUCUCUUGGUGGGAGUGUUGUGUCUUACGCCUUGAGUCUCUUUUUCCCGGCCGCGCUGCAUCUCGGGUUAAGACUUGACCAAGGUCUGCCCACGUGGCAGCUGCUUGCUGAUUGGUUCUGUGUUGUAUUUGCAAUGGCUGGGUCCGUGUUGGGUGUUUACAGCGCAGUUAAAGCAAUUGUGCUGCAAGCAUUCUAAAGCCCGAAAAAGUGUCGAUCAACUAAUCCUUUGAUAUAGAACUAAUCCUUUGAUAUAGUUAGUAGAUAAAAAAAACAGCAGUUCAUCUCCGAUACCAUUCACCCCUGAUACCUUAUUGACAAUAUUUGGUUGUAAGUAAACUUUGUUAUCUGCUGCACCUCAACUUAUAUUAAGUAAACAGCAAAAAUAAAACUGAAGAUAUACGCCUUG